Rhagoletis zephyria (snowberry fruit fly) is the source of this 416-nucleotide messenger RNA. RefSeq lists its product as uncharacterized. The record is from RefSeq and is a predicted model, not a curated record. NCBI's taxonomy places the organism in Eukaryota, Metazoa, Arthropoda, Insecta, Diptera, Tephritidae.
AUGAUUGUUGCGCUCAAGUCUGAGAUGAUAGUUUACCGGCCGUCUUCACGCGCUGAAUAUGGAUCACGUUCUGCCGGUGGUGUUCUAUUUUGCGUGGAAACGGGCAGAUUAUACCAGCGAAAACCAAAAUAUGAAGAUCUCGACGUUUGCUUUACCCGUAGUGUACGCGGCAACAACUUGCUAACCAUUAACGGCAAACCAUAUACAUUAAAUCGACGUAUAAAAGAUGUGUGUUAUUGGGAAUGUGUGAAACUGCGUUGCAAGUACACCAAAUGCACAGCACGCGUUAUCACAAAAUAUGAUCAGAUUGCGUCGUUGCGUGGCGAUCACAACCACUUAUAAAAUUAUAAUAAAAUAUGCUCACUCAAAUAAAUACGAACAUAGAUUAUAUUAAUGUAUGUACAUGUAAGCUUAAA